Messenger RNA from Pogona vitticeps (central bearded dragon), 2781 nucleotides. RefSeq names its product mitogen-activated protein kinase kinase kinase 7 (gene MAP3K7). Gene Ontology annotation, biological process: immune response; protein phosphorylation; positive regulation of canonical NF-kappaB signal transduction. The record is from RefSeq and is a predicted model, not a curated record. Lineage: Eukaryota; Metazoa; Chordata; Lepidosauria; Squamata; Agamidae. Gene Ontology annotation, molecular function: ATP binding; magnesium ion binding; MAP kinase kinase kinase activity.
UACGGGGGCAGGUGGGUUGGUGGGCGGCGGCAAGCACAGGAUGUGGAGCCAGACGCCCACGGCCCGGGCAUCCCGGCGGCCCCAGUAAAUAAAGCCCGGGUGGAGAAGCCUCGCAUGAGGCCUUUCGGUGGCUCCGGAGGUGCCUCUGCCCGGCCCUCCUUGCCCCGCUGAGCAGAAGGGAAAGGGAGCGGGGUCCGGAGAAGAAGUCCGGCCAGAGGAGCCGGGCUUAGCCUCUCCCCCCACCACCACCCCCGCCCGCUUCCAGACCGGCCCCAUCGGCCCGGAUCCCUUCGGCGCCCUUUCCCCGCCCGCACCCUCGAGCCCACGCCUUUGGAAGUGAAGGGAUGUCUUCUGCCAGCUCCGUGGACAUGAUUGAAACCCCCCCAGUGCUCAAUUUCGAAGAGAUCGACUACAAAGAGAUCGAGGUGGAAGAGGUUGUUGGAAGAGGUGCCUUUGGAGUGGUUUGCAAAGCAAAAUGGCGAGGGAAGGACGUGGCCAUUAAGCAAAUAGAAAGUGAAUCUGAACGAAAAGCCUUCAUAGUAGAGCUUCGACAGUUGUCACGUGUGAACCAUCCUAAUAUUGUCAAGUUAUAUGGUGCUUGUUUGAAUCCAGUGUGUCUUGUUAUGGAAUAUGCUGAAGGAGGCUCACUCUAUAAUGUCCUUCAUGGUGCUGAGCCGCUGCCUUACUACACUGCUGCACAUGCAAUGAGUUGGUGUUUACAGUGUUCCCAAGGAGUAGCAUAUCUUCACAGCAUGAAACCAAAGGCUCUCAUUCACAGGGAUCUAAAACCACCAAACUUGCUUUUGGUGGCAGGGGGAACAGUUUUAAAGAUCUGUGAUUUUGGUACAGCCUGUGAUAUUCAGACACAUAUGACCAACAAUAAGGGAAGUGCUGCUUGGAUGGCACCAGAAGUUUUUGAAGGUAGCAAUUAUAGUGAAAAAUGUGAUGUAUUCAGCUGGGGUAUUAUUCUUUGGGAAGUGAUUACCCGUAGAAAACCUUUUGAUGAAAUUGGUGGUCCUGCUUUUCGAAUCAUGUGGGCAGUUCACAAUGGUACUCGGCCGCCAUUGAUAAAAAAUUUGCCUAAACCUAUUGAGAGUUUAAUGACACGCUGUUGGUCUAAAGACCCCUCCCAGCGACCUUCCAUGGAGGAAAUUGUGAAAAUAAUGACACAUCUGAUGCAGUAUUUUCCAGGGGCUGAUGAACCUCUACAAUAUCCUUGUCAAUAUUCUGAUGAAGGCCAAAGCAACUCUGCCACUAGUACUGGCUCAUUUAUGGAUAUGACUUCCACAAAUACGAGUAACAAGAGUGAUGCCAACAUGGAACCAAAUGAUUUUCAAGGAACUACUACCAAUGACACGAUUAAACGUUUAGAGUCAAAACUGGCCCAGCAGAUGAAAAAUUCAGGAAAACAGCCGGGAGAACCUGGCCGUUUGAGUUUACCUCCGUCUCGUGGUAGCAGUGUGGAGAGCUUGUCGGAUGUUCGUGGACGACCACAGUCAACCCUUGUUUCAGGAGAAAGCAAGCGAAUGAGUGCUGAUAUGUCUGAAAUUGAAGCCAGAAUUGCUGCUACUGCAGCAGGCAACGGACAACAGAGGCGCAGAUCCAUUCAAGAUCUUAGUAUUGCUGGAACAGAAACCAACCAGGAAAGCAGAAACAGUAGUAGGUCAUCUAGUCCUAGUGUGAGAAUGAUCACUACCUCGGGACCAACCUCUGAAAAACCAGCUCGCAGUCUUCCAUGGACACCUGAUGAUUCUACAGACACCAAUGGAUCUGAUAAUUCCAUCCCAAUGGCAUACCUUACUUUAGAUCACCAAUUGCAACCUCUAGCCCCAUGUCCAAACUCAAAAGAAUCCAUGGCUGUAUUUGAACAGCACUGUAAAAUGGCACAAGAAUAUAUGAAAGUUCAAACAGAAAUAGCAUUGCUAUUGCAGAGAAAGCAAGAACUAAUAGCAGAACUGGACCAGGAUGAAAAAGACCAGCAAAAUACUUCACGUCUGGUACAAGAGCAUAAAAAGCUUUUAGAUGAAAAUAAAAGCCUUUCCACAUACUACCAGCAAUGCAAAAAACAAUUGGAGGUCAUCCGAAAUCAGCAACAAAAACGUCAAGGGACAUCAUGAUUCAAAGAGACUUCAAAUUGACAGUGAUGCACAGAAAAACUUUCUUUUUUAAAUUAUCACAUAAUAGGACAACUUCUGAGUGUUUCCUUAUUGAUGUGUGCUGAAUAUGUAGACAUACCUGCUGCUCUUCCAGCAUCAGUUCAGUAUCUUUAUUUGGGUGAAGGUUGAGUUUUUUCAGAAAGGUAAGAACAGCUACAUGUGUAAUCAGCAGCACUAAACAUAAAGCAACAUGCAAUGAACUCUGGCUGUUUGCAUGCCCCUUGUGUGAUGGCUGCCCUACCAAAAGCGGCUAAGUGGCUGCUAAAUUGUAAGAUCUUUUGGUGUUAAUGCAAUAGAAGCAAUAUAGAAUUUUUCCAUUUUUAGACUUUUUGUUUUUCUCUCAUCUUGGACUGUUUGCAAGAACUGCCCAUUUCCCCAGAACUCAGCCUUCUUCAAGCUCACAACAUGAUGUAGGCUGAACAAUGAAUUCUUUUAAAUAGUUCCAUCCUCAGUAUUAAAGAUAAGAAGUCUAAACUGAUGUCACCAUUGUUAGUUGAGUGUUUGGUUACCCUGCGUCUUAUAAUCAUACCAUCUUGUAUUUUCUUUGAUUUGGGGUCAAGGGAUGAGAAGGGUAUGGUGUCAAGGCCAUAUAUGCAAUGUGAGGAUAAAGAUUCAUUAAGCCAAA